CUUUUAACUCUCCAUUCGGGAAGUUUCUAAGUGACAAUCAGUGGAAACGACUGUGUUUCAAACUUUUAGUGUCUUUUAAUCGGCUGUGUUUGGCUUCACUUUACAGUUAGGAGUUAAAGUAAUCAGUUAAAACGACCUGUGGUCACCGUGUUAAUUAAACUCGCUGUAGGUUUGUCGCAGUAGAAGCUGCUGCUUUAUGCUCAUGGCUGUCGACUGGAUUGGGUUCAGCUAUGCUGCUCUGGUGUCGGCAGGAGGGGUCGUGGGUUAUGUGAAAGCAGGCAGUGUCACCUCUCUGGUCGCAGGGCUCCUGUUUGGCGUGCUGGCUGCGGUGGGUGCUUAUCUGACAUCUAAAAACCCCAGGAAUGUGUGGCUUUCAGCAGGCACUGCAGGAACUCUCUGUGUGGUGAUGGGACUGAGAUUUCUCGGCUCCUGGAAGUUCAUGCCAGCUGGUUUGAUGACUUUAUUGAGUUUGCUGGUAUUGAUGAAGACCUUCACCAGAAUGGGAAAGACACAAUCACACAAAUCUUGAGCUAAAAAAAGUGUUUUCAGAUUCCGCUGGAAAGCCGAGAGACUGCUGCGCUACCGGCGGCUGCUGUAUUUGGCGGUCCAGUCUACUCGUCCGGUCACUGGCUGAAAGUUUGAGCUCCUGGAGAGGCUGGUCUUCGCUGGAGUGCUGGUGAUGAAUCCAAAGACCUGAGAAUUCAGUUUCCUGCUUUUCCAUCCUUCAUACUCUGAAAUCAACACAAAAAGCACAAGAUAAUGUCAAAUAGCUUACACCGUUUUUUAUUCAGUGUGUGCUGCUCUUUUUGUCUUACCUUCAUUUGAGGAUGCCAGCUUGUUUAAGGUUUUGCUUUUCAAUGGUUUGGUUUGCGGCUCCACUCUCAGAUCAGCAGCAGACGACAGAUUGACUGAAAGAUUCGAAAAAAAGCUGAGUUUAGAGGACGGAUACGCCGCCUUUUCCGCUGAUGCGUCAGUGCCUUAUAAUAAAAUUCCAAAUUUCUUCACGUUUAGGAAGAUAACCUCUGGUUGAGAAACAAUUUACACAACAGGCAUGACUGUAUUGCAUAUUAUUGUGCAAAAGUCUUGAGCCACCCUUCAUUCCUUUAUAUUUGGCUCGGAAAAUUUGAACUAAGUGCAACGAUUUAAUGGAACGUGCAGAUGUAAAGGCAACAGCAAUUACAGCAAAAACAAAAACUGGUUAGUGAAAAAUUAGAUUUUAUGCAUGUCGAACUGUGUUAUCAUUUUUUGUAGACUCAACUAAAGAAGUGUGUUUUUGCAACAGGUCGCUAGUAACAAAGCACCUGAAAAUGCUCAGUUGUCUGUUAUGUGUAGAUGCAACAUUGGUUCAAGAAGCCAGUGACCAAAGCAAAACUAUGAGAGACCUUCAGAAUGCCUGGAGAAGUAUUGCUCAAGACCGCUUUAAAAAUUACAAGAAAGUCUGGCUCCUUGGUAGCAAUGUAUAAAGAAAAGAGUGGUGACUCAACACUUGCACAGUACUGUACAUGCCUGUGAGCCAGAUGCAAUAAAUUCCCCUUCACAGUUGAGUAAAAACACUUAAACUUACAGUUGAAUUAAUCAAA
Molecule: messenger RNA, 1580 nt
Organism: Neolamprologus brichardi
Lineage: Eukaryota; Metazoa; Chordata; Actinopteri; Cichliformes; Cichlidae
Gene: tmem14cb
Product: transmembrane protein 14Cb
Biological process (GO): regulation of heme biosynthetic process
Cellular component (GO): mitochondrial membrane
Source: RefSeq, a predicted model, not a curated record